This is a messenger RNA of Bathycoccus prasinos, 6111 nucleotides long. RefSeq lists its product with no specific name. NCBI's taxonomy places the organism in Eukaryota, Viridiplantae, Chlorophyta, Mamiellophyceae, Mamiellales, Bathycoccaceae. The coding region runs from base 1 to 6111 and encodes 2036 amino acids. The transcript is spliced from 2 exons. The record is from RefSeq and is a predicted model, not a curated record.
AUGUGUACGAAUACUACUGGACAAGGAAGAGGGCAAAGAACAACAUCGAGAACUGUUUUUAACGUCGUAAACUUCGUGGCUUUAGCGGGUUGCAGUUUUGCUGCGUUAAAUAGUGGUGGUGGUACUACUCUCGUCGUUUCCGCGGCGAGAAUGGCACCGUCGAAUUUGGGCGUUGAUUUGCCCGCGGGAAGAGGAAAAGGAUACGAAGGCGAAUACGAAGAAGAAGGUUUAACGUCCGUCAUCGGCGUCGAUGAUGAAGCUUUGACGAUAUUAAGAAGAAGCAGAUCAUUGCUCACUCAUAAAACACACUGGCACGGCCAAUCGUUUUCCGUGAAAGACCACGUCGGCGACCGCAUUAACCGAUGGAAAGGCGGCAGCGCCGCCGAGCAGGCCGGCAUCGCCAAACGCCACGCUCGCGAGAACCCGAACGGACACGUCGCGCAUAAAGAAUCCGCGAACCCAUUACACAGCACCCCACAAGUGUCCGAAAAAAAAACCAGGCCGAAAAUGCAUCGACGAAACGCGAUCGUUGGACACGAACAGGUUUCCGGAGAGAACGACGGCACCGAGCGAAAACGAAAACGCAGAAACGCCAUCACCGAACACGCCAUGUCGGACGAAGACAAAGACGCGCUCGAAAAAUUGAGAAAAGAACACGAGGAAGAAAACGACGACGACGACGACGACGGCGACGGACCCGGGGGGUGCUGCGGCAAUGCUCAGUGCUUACUCUUCCUUCAUUUCUCCUCCUCUGCGAUAAAACCAUUUCCUCGUUGUAUUCUUCGUGAAAACUCUUCUCUUAUUCGUGCGUUUGUUCGCUUUGUUCUCGAGAUAAAAGAAAGAAAGAGAGAGCGCGUUACUAAAGAGCAGCGCGAGAGGAAACGCGCGCGCCUCGUAUUCUCUCUCUCUCUCUCUCUUCUUUUCGAGGACGAUUUCUUUGAGAAAAAGAACGAUACACAACGCGCUCAAGUAGAAAAGAGACCGAAGAUGGGCGCGAAAAGUCCUCCGACGCAUCGCGCGAUGAAGAAGACGAAAACGCGCGCUCCUUCGACUCACACUCUCAAAGAAGAGAAUAAAAAGACAAAAAACGUGUUAGUGUUUGCAAAACUGGAAGGGUUUCGAUGGUGGCCCGCGGUCGUGCUCGGGAACGUGGAGAAAGGUGUGCGCGAAAUGGACGAGCACACGAGGAAACGACUGAAACUUCCCAAAGGGAAAAAAUCGAGAGAGGAGUGCCAUCUCGUUCGAUUUCACGGCACCGGGGACGUUUCCUUGCUCGCGAAAGAUAAAGUGUGCGAGUUUAACGAGGAGAGCUUUAAGCUGUACGCGAGUGGAGGUUUUGCAGGGGAGAGUUUGGAGGAGAUGCGAGGGCGUUUGAUUGAGAAAGAAGACGAAGCGAAGCCGCUUUCGUCGUCGGCGUCGCCUAAAGAGGAUGAGAAGAAGAAGGAGGAGAAGGAGAAGGCUACUACUAAAGCUGCGAAGAAGCCGUCGCGAAGCGCGUUUCAGAAAGCGGUGGAGGAGGCGGUGAAGUGGGAGCGAGAGAAUGAAAAUGGAGACGCGUCUUCGUCGGAGGACGAUUCAGACGAUUCAGACAACGACGAGGGAAAAGAAGAAGCAAAAGAAGCAAAAGAAGAAGAUAACGCGAAAAAAGGAAAGAAAGCAACGGACGACGACGUCGAAGAAGAAGAAGAAGAAAAAGUUGUUCGGACGACGACGAAAACGAAAGCGACCCCGACGAAGGAUAGGAAGAAAAAAGACGUUGAAGUAAACGCAGCAGCGGAGGCGGCACCGGCGACGGAAAAGAAUAAAGAGACAAAGAAGAAAGAGAAGAAAGGUGUUGACGAGAAAAACAACAACAGGAAAAAGACUGGUGGAGCUGCUGCGGAGAGGAGAGAAUCCGGCGGCAAAGCCGCGACUUCUACCGCGACGCCUCCCGCGACGACAUUAAACAAGAAGAAAACAACAACAUCGACGACGAGGAAGAAGAAAGAAGAAGGAGUUAAACAAGAUUAUGAACAAGGAAAACACGAAGAGAAGGAGAAGAAGACAGAAGAAGACGCAUCUCUUCUUGGUGGUGGUGGUAAACGGAAGCGGAGCGGCACCGCGUCUCCUCGCGCUGAAGUCGAGGAAAAAGUAGACGUGAAACGAGAAGAACCAGAAGAAGUGCCUGCGAAACCAUUAUCAUCGUCAAAAGAAGAAAACAAAGAAGAAGAAGAAGAAGAAGAAGAGCUGAAGGCACCACCUGCGCCUGCAUCGCCACCUCCUCCAUUACCACCGCCGCCUUUACCUCUCGAACCGACGAAAACGUGGCUGGAGUUUUCUCCGAUUGAAGCGUCCUCGUUCGACGCGUCCAUGGUAAACGAUCAAGAGAACGCGACGACGAUUCAGACGACGACGACGAUGAUGACGAACAACAACAACAACAAUAAUAGCAACAACAUAGCAGCGGUCGUUUCCAUUGCGCCCAACGAGGACAUCGAGCAAUCUUCAAUCGUCGUGCAAAACGAACAGAUGCAACUAGAAGAGGCGCAUUUGAACCGAGCGCGAUUAACGAGGAAUCAAAGGAACAACAACACCAAUAGCACCACGAACAACAACAACAACAAGAACAACAACAACAACAUUCACGACAACAACAACAAGAAGAAAGCGCGAGGAGAACAGAAUCAGCGGGAAAAAAUUCUGUCGUCGUCGAAAAAUUAUAGCAACGCUCUUUUAGCAGAGACCAAGAAAUCGGUCUCGUUUGCUAAGCAAGAGAAGAUUGUAUCUAAUAGCAGUGGUAAGAACAAGAACAACAUCGACGACGACGACGUAAACGACGACGACGAGAAAGCUUUCUUGCGAGGCGCAAACGCAGACGUAAAAGCGACAAAGACUUUGCAUCGCGCAAUGUCGACGACGAACAACGCGUCAUUGACAUCCGCGGGAGGGGUGCCCAGAGCUACGCCGCAACACUUUCCACGCGGCGGCGGCGCGGUAGUAGUAGGAGCAGCAGCGGCGCUGGAUUCUCGAUUUUGCAAGUCCUGUCAUCAGUGUCAACAGCAACACGUCGCCUCGCCGUGCGAAUUCGGCGGCGCGAAAAGUAGCAAUAAUAGCAUUAACAACAACAACAACAACGCAGACAACGAUGCCCCCGGUAAGAACGAUACCGGUAAUCAACAUCAAGCGGCGGCGGCGAGUAAAUGUUGCGGCGUAUCGUUCUGCGACCAGUGCGUGGAGAAGUUCUACUCGCAUCUGACUCGAUCCCAGUGUAGGAAGAAGUGCCCGAAAUGUCGAGGUUUGUGCAACUGCCGAUUGUGCUUGCGAAAAGAAGACGUCGUCGGUAAAUCUUCCUCGUCCUAUUCGAGUAAGUCGAAUACUAACAACGCCACAACCACCAUCGCUUCUUUGUUUGAAGACAGCGAGAACUUAGCGCUGGUAUCGCUCGAAGCGACGUUAGAUAUUUCAGAGAGGAAGAAACGCGCCUCGUAUUGUCUCGUCGCGAUGGAGAAAGCGUUCGCGAGGAGCGCCGAAUGCGACGCGUGGGAGAUUGAACGAGAAGAGAAAAAGAAGAAAGAGGAAGAGAAACAAAGCAAUAAUAGAAAUAGUAACACAUCAUCGUCACCACCCUCGGACGAGGACGAGGACGAAGAUAACGACGAAGACGACGAAAAAAGCGAUGAUGUAAACGACGAAUCGGAGAGAAACAACAACAAAAAGAAGCGCAAGAAGUCACACUUUUUGUCGACGACCGUCCCGAGCGGCGCCUUUUGCGACGCGUGUGCGAACGACAUCGUCGCCGUCUGUCUCUCCUGCGACGAAUGCGACGUGCGAGUAUGCGCGUAUUGCAUCUCUACGUUGCGCAAAGGCACGGAAGCGCCGUAUGUGGAAAGAGUGUGUUGCUUAUCCCACGACGACGUCGCGAGAGCUAAGAUUAAAGCGGAGAUGAGCAGAAGGAUUUUAAGCGAAAAGCCUCCCGCGGCGGAGACGAAAAAUGCGACGACGACGAGUAGUAUCGCGGCGGCGGCGGCUCAGAAAGGAUCGUCAAAAGACUCUCCUCUGCUGCGCGUUAAUAAUCCAUCGCCCUCAGCCGCCCAAAAUCAGCAGCGAGAGGAUACAAGCAAGAGCACAAAAAACAACGACGAAAACGACAGCGCUUUACUUCCCAUGAAGAAGCGAUUGAAGAUGGCGUUUAAAACGCUCAACUCGAGCUUCACGGACGGGUCGGACGACGAACUCGAGAAAAGAUCUUCUCCGGCACAACCAACGAGUGCGCAUCACUCUCAAGAUCAUCAACAACAACGCAAACAAAAAGAAGAAGAAGAAGCAGCAGCAUCAGCGGCGGCGUUGAAAAUAGCGAAGAAGUCCAAGCUGGAAGACGACAUUACCUGCGUCGCGUGCGACGGGGCGAUGAAGGUUGAUUUACGAAUGUACGAUUUCAAACGCGUGAAAGAAGCGACACACGUGGCGAAGAAAGAAUCCUCCUCUUUUUUCUCGAAAGUUGAUAAAAAUGGAAACGACGACGAGAGCGCGGAAGAAUGCCCGUACUGUAAAAUGGAAACGAUCGAAGAGAACGUUCGCGUUUCUUCAUUCGGCAAAGGAAAAGAAACGAAAAUUUGGACGCCGGACCAAAAGGAACUUUUGAAGGCGGAAAAGAGCGCUCUACACGCAAACGAUGCGAAACAAUACAAUGAGUUCAUCGCGCACUUCCGGUACCACUGGUUGAGAGGUGACCCUGUUGUCGUUCGUAACGUUGAAACGGAAAUGUCGUGGGAUCCGUCCGUCAUUGAGCGCGCGAUGCGAGAUCCGAACAUUGCAUCGAUCAGUAGUUCCUCCGCGGCGGCAGGUUUUGGUAACCUGGGUGGUGGUGGUGGUGUCGGUGUUGGAGGCGGUAUUGGUGGUGGUGAUAACGAUUUGAACUCAUCCGGAGCAUACGCCGCGUGCUUUCAACACGAUGCCGUCGUGCCGGUGUUUGCAUGCGGCGCGGACGAGUACGACGAACUCGCGAAGACAAAGAAAACUUCGACGACGCCGGUCAAAGGCGGUACUUCUAUGACUACGAAAAGCAGUAACGAUACAUCAGCGCUUCAGGGGAAAAAGGAGGACGCCGCGACAACACAAGUAGGAAAUGAGAAGAAGAAGAAGAAGAAGCUCCUCCCAAAAGCAGCUUCAACGAAUACGCCGAAAUUCUCCAUGGCGCUGAAAGACUUCUUCGCCGGAUUCUUCGAUCCGUUACUCACGUUUGACGGCAAACUGUUUCAACUGAGAGAUUUCCCGCGAUGCAUCGGCGGUAAUCGAAUGAACUUGAAAGAGGUACUCCCGAAACACUUUCGACGUUUAUUAGCCGCUCUGCCGUUUCGUUUAUACACGAAUCCAGAGGUUGGGACGAUCAACUUGUUCGCCUUGCAGUUUCAAAAAUACGUUCUCGGCGGCGGCGGCGGCGGCGCGGGAGAAAAUUUCUUCCAAGGCGUCUCUUCAAAUUCGAGAAGUCGCGGCGACGUGGCCGCGAAGAAAUUCGUCGAGAGUUUGGUGAAGGCUUCGUUUUCCUACGGCAACGGAACGAGAACGUACGUGGAAGGUAAAAGCUCGAUUGAAACGUUUGGUGUGGGCAGCGCCGACGACGUGUGUUCAGUCAACGUGUACUCCUCCACGUCGUUUUCCUCCACUGACGAUAAAACCAUCGCUUUGUGGACAGUCAUUCGCCCACAAGACGCGGAUGAAGUAUUACGACGCGUCGAGGAACACGAAGACAUCGAAGAAGACGCUUUAUAUCUCUCCGACGACGCGCUGGAAAAAGCGCUUCUUCUUCCGCGAGAAGACGACAAAAGCAAAUCCAAAAGCAUCGAAUGCUUCGCGUUUGCGCAAAACGAAAAAGAGUGCGUCCUCCUUCCCGGUGGCUCCUUGCGGCAAAUCUUAAACGUCCGCUCGAAUUGUCGAGCGGACGUAAAGUUUAGCAGCCCCGAACACUGUCACGGUUGUAAUCUUCUCCUUUUCGAGGACAACAUAAACGACGACGAUUUUGAACGCCGUCGCGUGACUGUCCUCAAAGCCGCCAAAGCGUGCGCCGACGUCGUUCUUCAUCCUUUCGCGGAAGAAGAAGAAGAAGAUGAAGAAGAAAGAAAAGCAAACGACUAG